AUGGAAGGAUUUGAAUUACCUGAUCAAUUCUACGAAAACACACAAGCUUUAUUUCAAAAAGCACUCAAAGGAGGCUCAGUUCUUUUCAAUGGUGAUGGAGCUGUUGACAAAAUCAAAAGUGUUGAAGUGGGUGACAUAAAUGUUGACUUUCAAUUGACAUUGCUUACCUCUCUAAUGCACAGGCCAGAAAUUGGUAGUCGUGAAUGUAAUCCGUUUGAAAACCCUGAGCCAGAACUCACUAUACUCGAAAAAUAUGGUCCUGAAAAUGCAUAUCGUCUAGUGUUUAACAAGUUUCCUGUUGUUCCCAACCAUUUUAUGCUCGUCACCAGGGAAUUUGAGUCGCAAAACUCUCCCUUGAGUCCAUCCCAAUUAUUUGCAAGUUACAAAGUUCUUGAAAAGAUUAAAAGCGAAAGUGGUGGCAAGAACGAACGGUGGUUUGCAUUCUUUAAUUGUGGACCCGAGAGUGGAGCUUCGCAACCUCAUAAGCAUAUACAAUUCAUGACUCAGCCUCCACAACUGGUAUACAAGCCAUUUUCUGAUUUAGUUUUGGAACAAGCCCCGGACCCUAAGAAACCAGGCGAGAUUUUCCAAAGUGAAGAUAUCCCAUUUGCACAUUUUUUGAUAAAAUUGCCUCGUGCAAAUGAUAUCCUGGAAAUUACUCUUGCCACCUCCUACUCAGCACUCCUUCAAAAAACAUUGACUGUGUUGAAACAGAAUGAUCAAUACCAAAUGUCCUAUAAUCUCAUCAUGACAAAUUCAUAUAUGCUAAUGAUUCCGCGUUCCUCGGGGAAGUACAAGGACCAGAUUGGAAUCAACUCCUGCGGUUUUCAAGGUCUUAUAUUGUGUAAGAAUGAAGAGUUGCUAAAUUUGGUAGAAAAAGUAGGCCCAAUGAACAUAUUGCGAGAAGUAGGAUUUUCGAACAACAUUGAUACAUCAUCGCAAGAAAUACAAUAUUGA
Messenger RNA from Lodderomyces elongisporus, 957 nucleotides. It is a transcript of the gene APA2, whose product is annotated as bifunctional AP-4-A phosphorylase/ADP sulfurylase. NCBI's taxonomy places the organism in Eukaryota, Fungi, Ascomycota, Pichiomycetes, Serinales, Debaryomycetaceae. The coding region runs from base 1 to 957 and encodes 318 amino acids. The transcript has a single exon. Gene Ontology annotation, molecular function: ATP binding; ATP:ADP adenylyltransferase activity. Gene Ontology annotation, biological process: nucleotide metabolic process. The record is from RefSeq and is a predicted model, not a curated record.